UGAGAAAUCGAAGAAAUGUCCGCCGGCGAACGGAUAUGAACAAAUUACACAUCGAAGUAAGCCGCGAUAACUGUGAUAGAAUUUCCGUGGACAACAUGUCUACUUGUUCUUCAAACGAUUCCUUUUGUGUUGAAAGUGAAGGAGACAACUUGAAAAAUACGGUUGUUACAGGGAAGAACGAUUUCAACAAGCCGAAAACAGUGCCUCCUGUUGCUUUAGACUGCGAAAUGGUUGGCGUCGGCGACGAGAAGACAAGUGCUUUGGCGAGAUGUAGCAUCGUGAACUAUGAUGGUGAAGUUGUAUACGACGUGUAUGUGAAACCCGACAAACCCAUCACGGAUUAUAGAACACAAUGGAGUGGUAUCCGCCCCAAACACAUGAACAACGCGAUAACCUUUCGCUCAGCAAGAAAGAAAGUUAAACGGCUUAUCAAGAAACGCAUACUUGUAGGGCAUGCUUUACAGUUUGAUUUGAAAGUACUGAAUUUGAGACACCCCUCCGAUCUCAUCAGGGACACAUCAAAACAUAUACCAUUGCGCGCCUUAGCCGGGUUUCCCCGGAACUCUACGCCUUCGCUAAAACGCCUGACUAGACAGUUGUUGAAGUGGGAUAUUCAGGUGAACGAACACAGUUCUGUUGAAGAUGCUAGAGCUGCGAUGUAUUUGUAUAAGAAGUGCGAAGCGCAGUGGGAAAAAGGCAUAAGAGGGAAGGGUGGACAGUCUUAUCUAGAGGAUGCUUAUUGGCCAAACUGGACGGAGACUGUGAAUUAAUGACAAUAUUGCCCGUCAAUUAGAAAAUAAUGACUCAAUAUUUUUUAAUAAUAUGUCAAUGUCAAAUCAAUAUGCUGUAAUAGUUUUUGAAUACCGUAGUCUGGGGCAAUGCUUUUUGUUGGUGACUGAGGUAACCCACGUUUAUCAUAUCACUGUAAGUCCCCAGUCAUGCUUUCUUUUGGCCAGAUGGGUUGACUUCUGCCAGUCUAGAAAAAGUCAUCUGGUCCUGCAGAUGUCAACAAUUCAUUUAGCACAUGCAACGUUGCCUGUGUAGGCAACAAGUUUAUAUAUCCCCAGAUUACUGAAAUGUCAGUAACCAGGAAAAAUCUUUCUCAAGACAAAUCUCUGUGGACAAUUAGAAUUGAUGGAGUGCCAGUAGUCCUUGGCUCAAAAAAAAACUUCCUUAAUAAAACUGAUUCCCGCCUUCU
Orbicella faveolata is the source of this 1198-nucleotide messenger RNA. RefSeq lists its product as uncharacterized. Lineage: Eukaryota; Metazoa; Cnidaria; Anthozoa; Scleractinia; Merulinidae. The record is from RefSeq and is a predicted model, not a curated record.